AUUCCUUAUUUGAAUUGUAGCUCAUAAUUGGUUCAACAAUGCUGCAAACAAGUUGUUCUAUAAUUUUACUCACAUUUUUCACUAUUAUUGUAAGUGCAAGUGGUGAUGACUCGUUUUGUUGGCGAGACACAUACACUCGGAAUAUUGGAAAAGUUCCUGAGAGUUGCGCUCCAAACCAGGUUCGUAUAGGCCUAUUCUGCUACGACAACUGUCCAGCCGGCUUUGCUCGAUUCGGCUUCGACUGUCACUCGGUUUGCCCACAAGGAUUCAGGGAUGACGGCCUGUUCUGCAGACUGACCGAAUACGGACGGGGAGCCGGUUACCCGUGGCGGUUCGGAGACCCCCUAAACGACAGCAAGCAGUGGCAACGCUGUCUGCACGAUCACCCCCAGGGCUGCGAGAAGUGGGGGUUGAUUGUGUACCCCAAGUGUGCUCCAGGUUACUCCCCGUUCGGUUGCUGUAUCUGUCGACCCAACCCCCCUGACUGUCCCAGCCAUGGUCUAAACCCGGGUAUUGACCUCAGCUGUGCCAAACGCAUCCAGAUAGGAAACCCUCAAAUCGGAACCUGUUCACCAGGGUUUGAACUGGACGCCGGCUUAUGCUACCCACAAUGCAACCCAGGCUACCACGGUGUGGGGUUCGUUUGCUGGAGCCAACCACCCCCGACCUGGGUCGAAUGCGGUAUGGGGGCUGCCACAACUCCCAAAACAUGUGCCUCCAUGAUCUGUGGACAGAUUACGUCAGUUGGGCAACUCUGUAUCAAUAUCGCAUCAGGAUUCUCAACUUCCAGUGUUCAAGAACUGAAAACCCCCGCUGAUCCUGACAAAUUAGCACACUUGAAACAGGCCUACAACUCUAUUAAAAACAAUGAGAAUAUCAAGAAAGCGGUGGAAGCUUACGAGAAAGCUAACAAUUUCAAGAAAGGGUACAUUUCCAUUGAUACAGCCAUGCAGGCUACAACGGUCGAGGAUAUGGUGCGGUUGGCAGCAAUGAUUGCCGCAUUCACGGAUCCUACAGGUGUGGCAAAUGUAAUUGUUGCUUACAGUUAUCCAAAAUGUAGUAAGUUGAAGGAAUUGAAUGAGAAUUACUAUAAAGGAAGUGGUAAUUUGAAAGUAGUGUUGAAUGAAAGUGACAAUGAAAGAAGUAGUGAUUUGGAGAUACUGAAUAAAAAUGACUUGAAUGGGAAUUACUAUGCAGGUAGUAGUAAUUUGGAAGUGUUGAAUGGAAAUGACAAUGCAAGAGGUAGUGAUUUGGAGAUAUUGAAUGAAAAUGACUUGAAUGGAAAUUACUAUGCAGUAGGUAGUAGUAAUUUGGAAGUGUUGAAUGGAAAUUACUAUGCAGGAGGUAGUAAUUUGGAGGUGUUGACUGAAAAUGACGUAAAAAUUAGUGUAAAUUUGGAGGUAUUGAAUGGAAAUCACCAUGCAGAAAGUGGUAAUUUGGGGGUGUUGAAUGAAAAUUACAAAGCAGAUGAUAGUAAUUUGGAUUUAAUGAAUAAAAAUUACCAUGCAGGUAGGAGUAAUUUGGAGGUACUCAAUGAAAAUGACGAUCAAAGGAGUAGUGAUUUAGAGGUGUUGAAUGGAAAUCACCAUCCAGAAAGUGCUGGUAAUUUGGAGGUAUUGAAUGAAAAUUACAAUGCAGGAAUAAGUAUUUUGGAGUUAAUUGGUGGAAAAAAUCGGGCAGAAAAUGGGCGUGGCAAAGUAAGUGGAAGAAGAAACAAAGAAGAAGAAAGUGGAAACGAGAAAGGGGAAGAGAAAUGGAAUGAGGAAGGAAAAGAAGUGGGAACAUCAAGUGGAAAACUUAGAGUUUUUCCAGUGUUUUUCGAGUAUAAAGUUGAGAGUUUUCCGGUUUUAUUGACUUCAAGAAGGUUGAGGUGGAUUGGAAUGUUUAUGUGAAUAUUCAAAAUAUUUGGAAUAUCUAAAGCGAAAAUUAAUAAAAACAAUAUAAAAACAUGAAGUCCCAAUUUAUUUGAAAUAUUUCAAACAAUGAAUUAAUUUUAAUUAAGUAGCCAAUACAAGUGAAAAGAUUUUAUCUAAAGACAUAUAGUUUUAAAGUGGACCUCACUGGAGUGGCUGGUAGGCUUAUUUUCUUGUUCAUUCACAAAUAAGCUUAUUCUGGAACACUGGUUUUUCUUGUAAUAUUCAUAUAAUAUUUCAUGGAAUAUAACAACUACUUUGUUUAGGUAGGUAAUAUUGUUGUUUCUCACUCUAUUCUUGUGUGUUAUGGAUGAAUUAAAUUGAAUUAAAAAAUAAUCAAUA
Nilaparvata lugens (brown planthopper) is the source of this 2255-nucleotide messenger RNA. RefSeq lists its product as uncharacterized. The record is from RefSeq and is a predicted model, not a curated record. The transcript is spliced from 3 exons. NCBI's taxonomy places the organism in Eukaryota, Metazoa, Arthropoda, Insecta, Hemiptera, Delphacidae. Bases 39 to 1892 code for a protein of 617 amino acids.